Molecule: messenger RNA, 909 nt
Organism: Drosophila erecta
Lineage: Eukaryota; Metazoa; Arthropoda; Insecta; Diptera; Drosophilidae
Exons: 3
Coding region: 49-807 (252 amino acids)
Cellular component (GO): extracellular region
Molecular function (GO): chitin binding
Source: RefSeq, a predicted model, not a curated record
AAACUAUUUUGAGGUUUCACCAGAGAAUCUACUGGAAAUCCUUGUGAAAUGAAGCGAACUCUGCUGAUUAUGGCCAUAGUUUUUUGUGGCCUAGCUGCUGUAAAGGCAUUAAAGUGUCAGGAGUGUCUAACCGAUAACGAAGUGUAUUGUAUAGACCAAACUUCCUAUAGGAAUUGCAUCAACAGUAAACCUUUUGGCAACGUGAUAAGCUGCCCCACCGAUACCGUUUGCACAAAUUCCAAAAAUGUUUGUGUGAAAAGCUCUGAAAUACAAGAAACUAUUGUAGAUGUCUGUGGAGCCCCCGGUGGAUAUGAAUGUGCAUCGUGCACAACUCAAAACUAUGCUUGUGUUAGCAAAAAUCAAUUUGCAAGAUGCUCUGAUUCGGGUUUGGUCGAGUCCAACAUCUAUGACUGCGACACUGAUGAGAUUUGCAGUUCGGAAGCUCUUGAAAAAUUCGACAACAUAUGUGCGCCUUCUUGUUUUCUGAAUUUUCUCAACUUGAAAGCCACUUGCAGCAACAGUGAAUACACCACAACCACUACCGCAGCUCCGACAACUGUCACACCCAGCAUAGAUCAGAAAAAGGCUGCCUGCACUAAAGCAGAAACUGAUCUUAAAAUACCUGAAAACACCUCUUACUUCUAUACGAUCUAUCAAGGGGAUACUUCCUGUCACACUUAUCUCUACUGCGAAAAAAGUGAAACCUCCGAAUGGGACACCGUUUAUUUGUCCUGCCCCAAAACCAAGCCAUAUUUCGAUUCUACUACCAGCCUUUGCGUAUCGACGAAACCGUCUGGAUGCUCCUAAAUCGAUUAAUCCUUUGUUUGCAGAACAUUUAUCAUUAGACCUUUACUCUUAAAUGUUCAAAUGCAGCACCUUUACAUAAUAUAAUUUGGGAUUUGGGAACUA